AGAGACCGGCCCACGUGUACUGUGUUGACUGUCAAAGUCUCCAGGUACUCAGUACCCGGAAGCCCUGCGUUCUGAGCUGAGUUCCCGCCCGUACGCCGGUGAGACCCCUGGCCAGCCUGCGAUACCGGAUCAUGAGCGCCGCGGGCAUACUGGCCUUUGCCCAGCAAGGCUGGGAGCAGGUGCUGGCCAAAGUGAAGUGGUCCGUGGUCUACCUGGACGCCGCCUGCGCCGAGAGCCUGCACUGGAGCUGCGGAUCCAGCCGGCUUCUGGAGGCGGUGAAGGGUCCUGCGUGUCACCUGCGGGAAUUUGAACCCCAGGCCAUUGGCGGGGGAGCCAAGCAGCCCCGGGCGGUUUUCGUUUUGAGCAGCCCGCUGAAAGGCCGGAUCGUAGACACUCUACAGGGCAUCAUUUGCCGCAGUCACUUUCAGCACUGUGUGGUGGUCACAGCCGUGAGCCACGCAGUCCACCUCACUGCUAACCACGUACCGGCCGCUGCAGCGGCCGAGCUCGAGGGGCAGCAGCCGGUGUUCGAACAGCUGGAGGAGAAGCUCUGUGAGUGGAUGGGCAACGAGAACUACACGGCCGAGGUGCUCCACGUCCCGUUGUUUCUCGCCCCUGCUGCCUCCCAUCUCGCUUUUACUCCAGCCUUCGCUACCCUCUUCCCACUGCUACCUCAGGAUGUCCACGCUCUUAACAGUGCCAGACCCGACAAGAGGAGGCUGAGCAGCUUGGGUGAGGUGGAUGCCACUGCCCUAACCCCAGAGCUGCUGCUGUACAUCAGAUGCCUCGUGUCAGGCCUCAGUUCUCUGUGUGAACAUCUAGGGGUACGAGAGGAGUGUUUCGCCGUGGGUCCCCUCAGUCGGGUCAUCGCUACAGAUCUGGCAAAUUAUGCCCCCGCUAAGAACAGGAAAAAGACUGCUACAGGCAGGGCUUCCGUGGUCUUUGUGGAUAGAACUCUGGAUCUUACAGGAGCGGUUGGACACCAUGGAGACAACUUAGUAGAGAAGAUCAUGUCAGUGCUUCCACAGCUUCCAGGCCACACCAUCGACGUGAUGGUCAACAUGGCAGAGCUCACUGCUGUCCAGGCUGUGGAGGAAAACCAGGACGUGAUUGCACCAGGCUGCCUUGCCCCAUCCAAUGAGGCCUCAGCCAAGGCCCUGUGGGAAGCCUUACUGAACUGCAAGCACAAAGAGGCAGUGAUGGAAGUUCGGAGACAUCUAGUGGAAGCAGCCAGCAGAGAGAACCUGCCCAUCAAGAUGAGUAUGGGAAGAGUGACUCCAGGGCAGCUCAUGUCCUAUAUUCAACUCUUCAAGAACAACCUCAGAGCUCUUACAACUCACUGUGGGCUUCUACAGCUUGGGAUGGCCACAGCUCAAACUCUGAAGCACCCACAGACUGCCAAGUGGGAUAACUUCCUGGCGUUUGAAAGGCUCCUUCUACAGAGCCUUGGGGAUUCAACCAUGGCUGGUGUGCUAAACCAGCUGCUGCCGAUGAUUAAGUCCUCAAGCCAGAGAACCAGUGACGACCUCAACCCUGAGGAACUGCUGAUCCUGCUUAUAUACAUUUACUCUGUCCCUGGUGACGUCACUCUGGACAGAGACCUGGGAGAAGUGGAAGAAAAGGUGAAGAAAGCAUUGGCCCAUGUCCUCUCUGAGGAGUCUGAGUUGUCCCCUUUGCUGCAGAAAAUCACAGGCUGUGACUCUGCAGUUGACCUGACGUUGUCAAAAUCCCAAAUUGCUGUGAAUGAUGUCUUCAUGGCUCUCCGGGAUAUCGCUGGAGCUAGGAAUCUCAUGAGACAGUUUAAGUCUGUAUAUGUUCCUGGAAAUAAUACCCAUCAGGCAUCCUAUAAGCCGCUGUUGAAGCAGGUUGUGGAGGAAAUAUUUAAUCCUGAGAAGUCAGAUCCUGUUGACAUUGAACAUAUAUCCUCAGGCCUCACUGAUCUCCUGAAAACUGGAUUCAGCAUGUUCAUGAAGGUGAGCCGGCCCCAUCCCAGUGACCAUCCCCUGUUGAUCCUCUUUGUGGUGGGCGGCGUCACAGUCGCUGAAGCCAAAAUGGUCAAAGACCUUGUAGCAUCUCUGAAGCCAGGAACCCAGGUGAUGGUGCUGUCCACAAGACUCCUGAAGCCGCUUAACAUUCCCGAGCUGCUCUUUGCAACUGACCGGCUACACCCAGACCUCGGCUUCUGACAUCUAGAGAAGAUAAGACCUGUUUGAGCUGGAAAUACCAAUGCCCAUCAGUCACCACUCCAGAUAUGCCUCCAAAGCCAGUGUCCCCAUUACUAAUUAUAGGUAUGACUUAAUUCUACAGGAGUGGUCUUCAUGACUGCAUGGAAGGCAGUUUGUUUGGACUGGACUGGGUCUUCAACAGCAAAAUAAAGACUUGCAUUCUCAUUCUUCUAAA
Molecule: messenger RNA, 2400 nt
Organism: Mus caroli (Ryukyu mouse)
Lineage: Eukaryota; Metazoa; Chordata; Mammalia; Rodentia; Muridae
Gene: Scfd2
Product: sec1 family domain containing 2
Biological process (GO): vesicle-mediated transport
Source: RefSeq, a predicted model, not a curated record